Molecule: messenger RNA, 3753 nt
Organism: Sycon ciliatum
Lineage: Eukaryota; Metazoa; Porifera; Calcarea; Leucosolenida; Sycettidae
Exons: 8
Coding region: 34-3708 (1224 amino acids)
Source: RefSeq, a predicted model, not a curated record
CGGACUCCACUUCACCUGGCAGUCUUCAAUAACAUGAUCAACGUUGUCAAGGUGAUGCUGUCACAUGACAGUGACGGUGUCACGUUGGAUACCACACUGCGUGAAUGGGAAGGGAAAACAGCGUUGGACGUAGCCAGGGAAAGGAAGCAUGAGGGAUGUGUGCAGUUGCUGGUGGAGCACGAGAGUGCGAAGGAGGAACUGGAACUUCGAACUGCUGCUGUGGCUGAGGACAUCAUUGGUGGCAAGGACGAGGCCAGCGUGGUACGUGUGCGUAUGUACCUUGUCGGCAAGUACGCCACAGGAAAGUCCAGCUUUGUCCGUGCACUGCUCGGUGAAGAGUUCAUUGAAAACGCAGACAGCACCGACUCCAUUUCCAUCCAUCGAUCCAGACUCAGAAUGCAUCUCUCCUCUCAACUCGCCACAGGCACACAAGAAGCCGCACAAGUUCUUGUGGACAACAGUCAACAUAGUUUCUUUGUCAAUCUACUCACAGCUCGUAUCCGAUCAUCUCUAGAUCUGGUCAAGAAAAUCAAGGAGGCUCCAGAGCUACCCAUCGCUGCACAACCAUCAGCAUGGUCCAAGCUCAAGAAAUUCACCAGGUCACUACUUCCACCAACAAAGAGUACUCCUUUGGCUACUUUCCCGGCUACUGGUGGAGCAGCAGCUACAUCCGCUGUCCACAAUGAGUUUGCCAAUGUUCCUCAUGCUAAUGACCUGACCAAAGUGGCACCAGAUGUUAUCUCUCAAGUUCGCUCGUCUGUCAGCAAUGUCGAUAACAGUUCAAAUGGAGAGGAAGCAGCGUAUGCGUUUGUUGAGCUGUGGGACAUGGGUGGACAGAUGCCGAUGUUGGUACAACAAAGCAUCUCGUUUUCAAUUUGUGACAGCGUGUACAUUGUGACUCUUGACAUGAGGUGUGACCUGGAUGAAGAGGUAACGGAAGACGUCUACCGCUUCGAUGGUCAGGAGAUUGUAACUUCUAUACCGUUGCCAGGAAUGACGCAGGCUGACUACCUUCACAUGUGUCUGUCACUGAUUGCUUUGCAGCAUAGAGCAGACACACACCCUGACCAGCAUCACCACCAGCAGCAGCAGCAACAGCAGCAGCAACAGCAGCAGCAGCCGCAACAGCAGCAGCAGCAGCAGCAACAUCAGCAGCACCAACAGCAGCAGCAUCAGCAUCAGUCAGACACAGAGGCGGGUAAGAGCAGUAGCAGCAAUAGCAGCCACCAUCAUGAUGAGUGUAGCACAGCCAUCAUGGUUGUUGUUACCCAUGUGGAUCUUGUCGACGACGACCAAAUAGAGAAGAAGAAGGACAUGUUCUUCAAUGCCGUGUCCAAGCUGGCUGAAAGGGCCGGCCCCAACGUCAAGGUCUGUGGACCCUUCUUUGUUGACAAUCACCGUCUUCAAGAUCGCGUAUCUCGCCACAGCCAGCUUGCUGAAGCACAGCAAGAGCUCUCUAGAAUUGUGUCUGCCUUUCCUGUCCAAGCAAUUCCCUUGAUGCAAGUGAAGAUAGAAGAAGCUAUUUCUCUCCACCAAAAGGAAAUGCUUCGCUAUGCAAAGGCUGGGUGCAGUGAUGAUGCAAUGCAAGCUACCAGUAGUGAGCAGCAGCAGCAGCGGCAGCAGCAGAGUUUUGUUAGUAUGGACUACCCACAGUUUGUAGACUUUUGUCGGCAUGUUAGCGGCAAAGAUCUCACCACUGCACAAGUGUCUGAUCUACUGCACCACCUUCAGCAACAUGGCACAGUGUUUUGCUGUGACUGCCCGCAUCCACUCACUUCAAGUGUCAUUUUCCUUGAACCCCAGCAGCUGUUACUCAACUUUGUACGCUUGAUGACCUUCCCUCUGAAGGAGACAGCUUUUCCAAGCACCUCAGCAACAUUAGUCAGAGAAGUGCAACACUUUCGACGUACGGGAAUUGCCAGCGCGAUGUUGAUAGAGAAAGUUUGGUAUCCUCUCAGCCGUGUUGUCCAGCUAGCUCUCUGCAAAUCCAUGUGUUACUUCAACUUGGCAGCAGAACUUCAGCCCGCCAGCAGUGCAGCCACCAGCAGUACAGCCACCAGCAGUACAGCCACCAGCAGUACAGUCACCAGCAGUACAGUCAACAGCAGUACAGCCACCAGCAGUACAGAUACCAGCACCGGAGGGUGUGGCAGUAGAGUCGGCGGCAGCAGCAACAGCAGCAGCAUCAGCAGACAAGACAGAUGUCCGGUUGUCACGUCAGGCCUACCCGACCUCUUCAUCCCGUUCUGUUGCAACCAGGAAGCAUUACGGUUGGUUUUGGAGGAUGAUGUUCCCUUUAAGCUACCGUUUAACCACCUCAGCUUCCCUGGGAUGCUGUUUCCUCCACCACUGUUCGGUCGCUUAGUCACCUACAUAAUUCAUCGUAUGAAGAAAGAGUCAGCCAGUCUUCAGUUCACAUCCAGUGCGGCAUCACUGAAUUUGGAGGUUGGUUGUAGCCAAGUAUGCCUCUGCUGGACACCGACAGGUGUUCGCUUAGAAUGCGCUGCUGCUACACCAUCCAUACUUGCUGAUGUGGCUUGGGAUAUGAAGAGUGCAAUUGUUGACUUCACACAAGUUCUCAGCACCCAAGGGUACCGGCAGUUCACAGUUGUUGGUGAGUCUUUCGCCUGCACUUCCGCAUCAUGCCAGGAUCGCCUGAAGGAAUGCAGCAGUCCUGCAGAGGUGCUGGUACACUCGUCGUGGGUGUUGCUAACCAGCUUGCACAAGAAGCAUUUCUUGACGGCAUACGAGUCAGAUGGGAACACCGCCCUGACCUUCAAGGCUACGUGUGCUACCUGCAAGGAGAAGGUCAUUAUUCCGAGGUCCUUCUGGCCCUGGCUGCGUAAGGAUGUGCCAUUUGUCCAAGCUGAGCAGCCACUAGCAGCAGCAGCAGUGCCACCAGCAGCAGUGCCACCAGCAGCAGCAGCAGUGCUACCAGCAGCAGUGCCACCACCAGCAGCAGUGCCACCAGCUGCAGCAGUGCCACCUGCUUCAGCAGUGCCACCAGCAGCAGUGCCACCAGCAGCAGCAGCAGUGACACCAGCAGCAGUGCCACCAGCAGGACAAGCAGCAGCAGCAGCAGCAGCUGCAUUACCUCUGCCAUCAUCAUCAUCAGCAGCAGCAGCAGCAUUGGAGUCCGCAUCAGCAGCAGCACCAGUGCCACCAGCAGUACAAUCAACAACAGCAGUAGCAUCAUCAGAAUCAUCUACAUCAUCAUCAUCAUCACCAUCAUCAUCAGCAGCAUCAGCAUCACCACCAGCAGCAGCAUUAGCACCCGCAGAGGCAGUUUCAUGCCAACGGUCGACAUCACCGGAGAAGCUUGUACCAGAAGAUGGUUUAGCAAAGGUACUCCAACCGGAGCUUAACACUAACCAACCAUAUGAGGACGAAAAUUCGUACGGCGACCCAUUCAAACAAAGUGCCUUCAUAACCCAUAUCUCACCUUGGCUGGGCACAUUACCCGCAGGAACAUUUCGUAAAAUGGCUCAAGAGGCCAGGUUCUUUGCCGAUCUGGAGCAGAUAGACGACUUGAAGAGGAUUGAGAGACGAGAUGGACCACGCGCUCACAACGAGGAGUUGGUCAACAUUGUAAGCAGCGAGGAACAGGUCGGCUACAUCAAGCUUGUGAAGGUCAUCAAACGCUGGGGUAAAUAUCCCAACAAGGUCGACAAGAUGAACCAGCUGCUGCCACGACGGGCCCGUGUGUAAACGAUGGAGGUUUCAAGCACUUCAAGCAGCAAGUGCUGGUACCGU